AUGUCAACGGUACGGCCAUACCUCGAUAUCAUGCCAAGAGGAACAAAUCUGCAUUUGCGGCGGGACAUAGGAAUUCUGACACAAAAUCAAAGCUUGAACCCCAGCAGCUCAGUCACUAAGAAAGCCAAGGCCAUUCUUGGAAGGGAGCAAAGACUCGAAAACCCAACAGCAACAGAAAUACUGGAUCACCUUAAGCAAAAGCUCAAGGCUAUGCUAAAAAGCUCCGACGGUAUAAGGAAAAGUAACACAAGACGUCAACACAAUAGUCAGUUUAGCAGGAGUGAAAGGAGCUUUUAUAAAAAUUUAGAGUCAGAAGAUCACGAGCCUCAAACCCUGAAAGAAAAUAAGGUCCCCACACCAGAGGCCACGAAAACGUUUUGGGAAUCAAUCUGGGGGAACCCUGUGAUUCACAACAAUACCAGAUGGCUGUUUGAUGAGAAGAGGUCUACAUCUAGCCUCCAGACUAUGUUGGAAUGGGAAGUAACAAACCGACCAAGUAACCAAGGCUAUAAACAAGACCUCGAAUUGGAAGGCACCUGGACAGGAUAA
This is a messenger RNA of Acanthoscelides obtectus, 549 nucleotides long. The record is from the annotation of a GenBank genome assembly. NCBI's taxonomy places the organism in Eukaryota, Metazoa, Arthropoda, Insecta, Coleoptera, Chrysomelidae.